GGCCCACCAUUUCCACGGUGACUGUCGCGGUGACAAGUGCCGCGGACUCACUUGCGGUGUCGCGACGCGUCGCGUCGUGGAGGAGUGGGAGGGGCCGCACUAUCACAGGCCCACCUCCGCGCUUCCGAUGUUCGAGUGUGGCUGCAGAAGCGGCGCGACGGGGAACUGGGGCACACCGGGCACCGUUUAAGCGACGGACAGCAAAGAAAGCGGCGACGCUCGAUCACGCGCGCGCGCCAGCUGAGCCAGGAUUACACCAAUGACAACGCACGAGUGGGACCGUUAGCGCCAUGGACACGUUCCAACACAAGUUUCUGAAAAAUCCCCGCGUCGGCGCCAACCCGGUGUCCGUCGCCAUUUUCGCGUGGUCGUGGCCGACGUUCUGGAAGGGCUUCCGGCAGCCCAUCGACGUGGAGGACCUCUACGAGCCGCUCAAGAAUGACAAAUCGGCGGGGCUGGGCAGCAAGCUCGAGGCGCACUGGAAGGCGUGCGAGGAGAGGGCGCGCCGGACGGGCGGCAGGGCCAGCUUCCUGAAGGCGCUGGCCGCCAUGUUCUGGAAGCAGUUCGUGGCCGUGGGGCUGCUGGACGCCGUCAACAGCAUCGGCCUCAGGCUGGUGCAGCCGCUGCUGCUGGGCCAGCUGCUGACGUACUUUUCGCCGGGCUCCACCAUGCCCAAGGAGUACGCCUUCGCCUACGCGGGCGGCAUCAUCCUCUGCGUGCUGGGCUCCCUGCUGCUGGCCAACCACGUCCUGUACACGUGCAUGCACCUGGGCAUGCAGAUGCGCAUCGCCUGCUGCUCGCUCGUCUUCAGGAAGGCCACCAGACUGAGCAAGACGGCGCUGGGGGAGACGGCGUCGGGCCAGGUGGUCAACUUGCUCAGCAACGACGUGAGCCGCUUCGACAUCAUGGCCAUCUUCCUGAACCAUCUGUGGAUCGACCCCACGCUCACGCUCAUCGUCGCCUACCUCCUGUACUCGCACGUCGGCUGGGCCGGCUUCGUGGGCAUCGGCACCGUGUUCCUGGUCGUGCCCCUGCAGUCGUACACCGGCACCCUGUCGUCCAAGUUCAGGCACCGGAUCGCCCUGCGCACCGACAUCCGGGUGCGCCUCAUGGACGAGAUCGUCAACGGCGUGCAGGUCAUCAAGAUGUACGCCUGGGAGAAGCCCUUCACCAAGCUCAUCUCGGCGGCCAGACGGGACGAAAUCAAGCAGAUCCUGGCUGUGUACCUGGUCCGGGGCGUGUUCAUGACCUUCAUGAUGUUCACCACGCGCGUCGCCAUUUUCUCCACGCUCAUCACCUACGCCCUGUCGGGAGACGCUCUCAAGGCCUCCAUGGUCUUCACCAUCCAGUCCUACUACAACAUCCUCUCCAUGACCAUGGGCAGCUUCUUCGUGAGGGGCAUCUCCGAGGUCGCCGAAAGCGCAGUGUCCAUCCGCCGCCUGCAGACGUUCCUGGAGUUCGAGGAGUUCGACGCGCAGGAGGGGCAGGUGCCCUCGGCGCCCUCGGCGCCCUCGCAGGGCCGCAGUAAUCCCGGCUUUGGCGAUGACCAGGAGGACGCACUAAAUGGCCCGCCAAAGGAUCAGAGCGUCGCCGCCAACGGCAGCGCCAUUCACGUCCGGAACGGGCCCGUCCUCGAGUUCAGGUCCAUGCAUGCCAAGUGGAACCGGGGCAAUUCGGAGGACACGCUCAAGAACAUCAACUUGAGCAUGAACAGCGGAGAGCUGCUGGCCGUCAUAGGACCCGUGGGGGCUGGCAAGUCCUCGCUGCUGCAGGCCGUGCUGGGCGAGCUGGCCACGACGGCGGGCCGGCUGGCGGUGCGCGGCAAGGUGUCGUACGCGUGCCAGGAGCCGUGGCUCUUCGCCGCCUCCAUCCGGCAGAACAUCACCUUCGGCUCGGACUUCGACCGGCAGCGCUACGACCGCGUGGUGCGGGCGUGCGCGCUCCUGCCCGACCUCGCGCAGCUACCCUUCGGCGACCUGACGCUCGUAGGGGAGAGGGGCUCCUCGCUGUCCGGCGGACAGCGCGCGCGCGUCAACCUGGCCAGGGCGGUGUACCGAGAUGCGGACCUGUACCUGCUGGACGACCCACUGUCGGCCGUGGACACGCACGUGGGCAAGCACUUGUUCGAGGAGUGCGUGUGCAAGCUGCUCAAGGGCAAGGCCGUGGUGCUGGUGACGCACCAGGUGCAGUACCUCAGCGAGGUGUCUCGCAUCGCCAUCCUCAACAACGGAGAGAUUCAGAUGCAAGGGACGUUCAAGGAACUGUUGCACAGUGACGUCGACUACGCGCAAAUGCUGCACCUGGCCGAGGAGGACGAGGACGUCACCGAUGACGUCAUCGAGGAGGGCAAGAAGCCCGAGGACAGCAGGCCUCUCAUGCGAGCGCUGCGGCAGAUGUCACGCGUGUCGAGCAAAGUGUCCCUGGAGAGGCAGGUCUCGACCACCAGGCUCUCCUCCCGGCGGUCGUCCAUCCGGUCGUCCAUGCGGUCCUCCAUCUCCAUCUCCAGCGUCGGCGAGGUCGAGGUGGUCGCCGACGAGGUGGACGAGGCGGACGCCCCCGAGCCGGAGCGGCUGGAGGCCACUACCCGGGGCCAGGUCAAGGGCUCGCUCUUCUUCAGGUACUUCCUGACGGGCACCAACGUCUUCUGCCUCGGCCAGCUCAUCGUCCUGUUCCUGGCCGCGCAGGCCGCCGCCAGCAUGGCCGACUACUUCGUCGGGUUCUGGACGAACCAGGAGGAGCUGCGGCAGUACCAGUCGCAGAGCCACGCCCCGGGGGCGGCCGUGGUGACGCAGCAGCCCCUCACCACCACCGUCAACUUCGUGUACAUCUACUCGGGAAUCAUCGCCAGCCUCUUCGUGCUGGGCUUCGUGCGCUCCUUCUACUUCUACUGGAUCUGCAGCAAGUGCUCGCAGGCGCUGCACGACAACAUGUUCGCCAACAUCAUCCAGGCCACCAUGCACUUCUUCAACACCAACCCGUCGGGUAGGAUCCUCAACCGAUUCUCCAAGGACCUGGGCGGCGUCGACGAGCUGCUUCCGAAGGCCCUCCUGGACGCCUCGCAGUACAUCCUGGCCUUCUUCGGCUACAUCGCCGUGGCCGUCGCGGUGGACUGGGUGUUCCUGGUGCCCGUCGCCGUGCUGCUGGUCGUCUUCUACUUGGCCAGGCUCAUCUACCUGCGGUCGGCCAAGAACAUCAAGCGUCUGGAGGGGAUGACCCGCAGUCCGGUGUUCACCCACUUGAACGCCUCCAUCCAGGGCCUGUCCACCAUCCGCGCGUUCAACGCCCAGGAGCUCGUCAGGGCCGAGUUCGACAACCACCAGAACCUGCACACGUCCGCGUGGUUCAUGUUCAUUUUCACCAGCACCUCCUUCGGCACCUUCCUAGACUUGCUCAGCAUGUGCUUUACAUUCGUCGUCAUCUUCAGUUUCUUACUCAUGGAACAGUCUGCGUUUGGCGGUGACGUGGGCCUCGCCAUCAGUCAGUCCAUCGCCAUGACCGGCUUGGUGCAGUUCGGCAUGCGGCAGUCCGCCGAGGUCGCGUCGCAGCUGCUGAGCGUCGAGAGAGUCCUGGAGUACACGGACCUGCCCACCGAGGACAAAAUCCCCCUGACUGAAGGGACCGCCCCGAAGGCGGACUGGCCGAGCGAGGGCCGGCUGGAGCUCAAGAACGUGUGGAUGCGCUACGCGCCGCAGUCCCCGCCCGUCCUCAAGGGCCUCAACUUGGUCAUCAACCCCAUGGAGAAGGUUGGCAUCGUCGGGCGGACGGGCGCGGGCAAGUCCUCGCUCAUUUCCGCGCUGUUCCGGCUCGCCUACCUGGAGGGCCAAGUGGUCCUGGAUGACGUGGACACGGGCAGCAUCCCGCUGCAGCUGCUGCGCUCCAGGAUCUCCAUCAUCCCCCAGGACCCCGUGCUCUUCUCCGGCACGCUGCGGAAGAACCUGGACCCCUUCGACGAGUACAAGGACCACAUGCUGUGGGCCGCCCUCGAGGACGUGGAGCUCCGGGACGCCGCCACCGAGUCGGAGGGCCUGGAGAUGCGGGUGGCGGACGCGGGCUCCAACUUCUCCGUCGGCCAGCGGCAGCUCAUCUGCCUGGCCAGGGCCAUCCUGCGCGGCAACAAGGUCCUCAUGCUGGACGAGGCCACCGCCAACGUGGACCCUCAAACGGACGGCCUGAUCCAGAGCACGAUCCGCUCCAAGUUCGCGCGGUGCACCGUGCUGACGGUGGCCCACCGCCUCAACACCAUCAUGGACUCGGACCGCGUGCUCGUCAUGGACGCGGGCCGGGCGGCGGAGUUCGACCAUCCGCACAUGCUGAUGCAGAAGCGAGGCAUCUUCUACUCGCUGGUCCAGGAGACCGGACAGCAAAUGGCAGACAGCCUGGCUAGAAUAGCCAGGGAGAACUACGAGAACAAGAUAACGUCGCUGCAGUACUGAUGAACGGGCACGACGCGUGUCGUUUUGGAAAGGAAAGGACUAAUAAAACGAAAGCAGUGAAACAGUUUGA
This is a messenger RNA of Thrips palmi, 4503 nucleotides long. Its product is annotated as multidrug resistance-associated protein 4-like. NCBI's taxonomy places the organism in Eukaryota, Metazoa, Arthropoda, Insecta, Thysanoptera, Thripidae. Gene Ontology annotation, molecular function: ATP hydrolysis activity; ATP binding; ABC-type transporter activity. Gene Ontology annotation, cellular component: membrane. The transcript has 26 exons. The coding region runs from base 291 to 4433 and encodes 1380 amino acids. The record is from RefSeq and is a predicted model, not a curated record. Gene Ontology annotation, biological process: transmembrane transport.